AUGCCGCCACGCCGGGGCUUGUUUCAACAGUCAGUGGCAGCUACUGCUGUCCUCUCCGCCCUCGUCGUGGGCCAGGGAGCUACAGCCCAGGGAACGUCGUGCUCAACUGCGAUCACAACCAUUCGAAAUCAUGCCGACGCCACGCCGCUCGCUGCUUGCAAAACCUUCACCGGAAACAUUGAGAUUCCCGGCGACGCAACCGGAGACAUCGCCCUCGAUGGCAUCCAAAACCUCGAUGGAUACCUGCUCGCCGAGUCUUCCGAGGGACUGAGCUCGCUGUCUGCAGACUCACUCGAAGUGAUCGAGGGGUACAUGUACCUGCAAGAGCUUGGCAAUCUGGAGACCUUGAACAUGCCCAAGCUUACAACCGUGGGCCAGCAGCUGAGGCUGGUCAAACUGCCAGCGCUGUCAAACCUCGGAUUCGACGCCACCAUCAGCAACUGUUCAUCUUUCGUGAUAAGUGACACGGCCUUAUCUAGCCUCAACGGGAUCGAUCCGGACGGCACCACCAACGGCUUCAACGCCACGUUCAACAACGACUUGGCGAACAUCACUAUGUCGGUGGCAUCCACGACUGCCUCCGAUUCCUCCACGAUAAUCAUCACCAAUAACGCUCCUGGGCUUCAAGUUUCUUUUCCGAAUCUGUCCACUGCGCAGAAAGUCGACAUCGAAAAUGCGACUGGGGUGUCUUUUCCUUCACUUACUACAGCAUACGAACUCGUGUUGGCAGGCAAUGCAUUUACCGAGUACAGCGCACCCAAGCUCGAGAGUGUGGGCAAUGACGUUCUGGGCAUCCUCGUACAAGACAACCAAGGCUUGACCGAUCUCGAAUUCCCCGUCCUGGUUCGCUGCGGUGGCUUGACUGUUCAGAACAACGCCCGGCUGCAAGACUUGACACUUCCAAAACUACAAACCUCGCCCCAAGGAGUGGUUCUACAGGGAAACUUGGCCAAUGUCUCGCUCCCCAGCCUCCAAAAAGCUGGCCGGUUCAUUCUUAACACCACUGCGACGGACUUCGACUGUUCGCCGUUCCAAGACUACAAGAAUCAGAACAUCAUCACGGGGGCAUUGACUUGCACCGCCAGCAGCCAGAACGGCUCGUCAUUGCCCGCAUCGACGCCCAGUUCCCAUGGCUUAUCAAGUGGCGGGAAGAUUGGAAUAGGCAUGGGCGUCGGUGCGGCCGCUAUUCUCACUUUUGUCUUCAUAUUAGUUUACUGUUGUCGACGACGGUGGGCAGCCCCAACGCAAGAGCAGCUGAGACGAGAAAGUGCAACCAUGGCGAACAUUGGGCACGGAGGCGAGACUCCACCGAUGUACGAGAGCCUCGCGCAGCUCUCCAGCAAUACAACGCGUGGAUCCACCGCAAAAGGCGAAAGGGGUGGAAUGUCGCGAGGCCCGGGCGAGCUGGAGGCUACGAAUCCCGUCUUUGAACUUCAAUCGAAUCGCGAGUUUGUAGAACUUGCAGGCGAUCAUGCCAGGAGAGGCUGA
Molecule: messenger RNA, 1488 nt
Organism: Diplodia corticola
Lineage: Eukaryota; Fungi; Ascomycota; Dothideomycetes; Botryosphaeriales; Botryosphaeriaceae
Product: gpi-anchored cell wall organization protein ecm33
Exons: 3
Coding region: 1-1488 (495 amino acids)
Source: RefSeq, a predicted model, not a curated record